UGUGUGUGUGUGUGUGUGUGAAGUGCUCCGGGUCUUUGUGAAGUGCUGACGGUGAAUGAAUGAAGCCGAGCGGACCGACACACGGAGGAACCACCGGGUCUCAGCUGCCGGCGGAGGAAAGUUACUGAACGGACUUCCACGAUCCACGGUCCCGUGGCUUUAAAGGCCCCUUAGAGGGUUCCUGUCCCGGUGCUGAUCCGGUACCGACAGAGUACGUCGAAGACUCGGUGUUUGUGAACGUGAGCAGACAGCAACAGGUCCCUCUCAGCUCCGAGUCCGGCCUCAGUCGUCAGGUUUUCGGGUGCACAGGGAUGUGUUUUACCCCCCCGAGAGGAGCCGCGUUGUCCUCGAGCUGAUCCCGGAGCCUGAACGCACCACGGCCGACCGAGUGUGAGGACAUGAAGGCAUCUUGUUAUUAAAGGUCUGCUCGGUUCGGAUCUUCAAGGACAGACUUCAUAGAUGGUUCCGAACAAGUGGAGCAUGAAUUCAGUUCUACACAAAUCCCCUCCGAGGAGCUGGCUCGGGCUCAGACUGCGACUCAAUGACAAGCCUGUCCAGGAGGAGGACUGGGUGCUGUGCCAGCAUCCUGAGUGUCCUGACCACCGGAGGGCCUCCAAGCUUCCAUCCUGGCCCGGAACGUGUCCACRCGCUCCUGUCCCCCACGCACCAGCCCCCCCUCUGACAUGGAGGAAGAGGAAGAGGGGAGCAAUGACCGCGGAGGGAUUAAAACAGUGGGGAUGAAGUUGGGGAAGAAGAAGCCACGGAGACACACUGAUGACCCCAGCAAGGAGUGCUUCAGCCUGAAGUUCGACCUCAACGUGGACAUCAACACAGAGAUCGUCCCUGCAGUGAAAAAGAAAACACUGAGAGAGGUUCUGGGUCCGGUKUUUGAGAGGAACGGCAUUGAGCUGUCACGAGUGGACUUGUUCCUCGAUCAGUCCAACACGCCGCUGUCCCUGGCCUUUGAAGCCUACCGCUUUGGAGGACACUACCUCAAGGUUAAAGCUCGGCCGGGCGACGAGCUGAAGGUGGAGCAGGGAGUGAAGGACUUGCGCUCCCUCAGCCUGCCCAACAUGAAGCCCUCUGGUGGUCCGAGUCCCUACAUCCUGAGUCCGGCUGGGGAGAAGGUGGCCCACGAGUCUCUGGGCCGGCGUGACAGCGUGGACCUGUUGGGUCCGGCACGGCGGAGGAAGAACAUGACCGAGUUCCUGGGGGAGGCCAACAUUCCCAGCCCGGACUCUCUGGGACAGCUGGGUGGCUCUCUGCCCGGCGUCGGGGCCGGACCCGACAGCUGGAAGAACCGCGCCGCCAGCCGCUUCAGCGUCCUGUUCAGCUCCAACGCCGGAGCGGGGCCCUUCGUCAAG
Messenger RNA from Austrofundulus limnaeus, 1364 nucleotides. RefSeq names its product pleckstrin homology domain containing, family G (with RhoGef domain) member 5b (gene plekhg5b). The record is from RefSeq and is a predicted model, not a curated record. Gene Ontology annotation, cellular component: endocytic vesicle; plasma membrane; axon. NCBI's taxonomy places the organism in Eukaryota, Metazoa, Chordata, Actinopteri, Cyprinodontiformes, Rivulidae. Gene Ontology annotation, molecular function: guanyl-nucleotide exchange factor activity. Gene Ontology annotation, biological process: Rho protein signal transduction; endothelial cell migration.